AUGUCAGACACAUCAAGUGAUGCAGAGUCGUCCUGUGGCUGGACCAUUAUCAGUAAUGAGGGUUCAGACAUUGAGACUUUGGGAUCAGAGGCUGUGGUUGAAUUUGGAGCAGAGGCUUUAGAACCCCAUACGGUAGAAGAACCAGAGCUGCUGCAGUCACAAGCCUCAGCGUCUGCUGCUUUGUCUGCUGAAGAGAAUGCUGCUGAUAUACUUGAAGACACACUGGAAGAACAAACGUUAGAUGAGACGCUCUAUGCUCCAGGGGCCGGAGACCGUGCUGCUGGGAAAGAGCAUGUGUUAUCCUCCAGUGAUCACUCUGACAUUGUUACUCUUGGCGACUUGAAGGAGGGUGAGCAUGUGCAAGAAGAGCCAGCUGUCAGUGAGGAGCUCUACCUGGGGAUGUCCUGUAGCAGUCAUUACACCUUCACUGCCACAGACACUGCAGUUUUCCCAGCACAGCAGCCAGCAGUCACAAACUCAAGCAGCAGCGAGGAUGAAGCCGGUCGAGGGGCCGGUGCCAUCGUACGAAGACGCAGGGUGAGGAAGAACACCACAAGCAUCAUGACGGACCCAGAGGAAGAGGAGGAGCCUGUGCCUGUGUCACGCUUGAGUGAGGAGGAGGCAAAGGUCAGAGAGGGGGAGCAACAGGAGGAACAGACUGAAGUUAGACCAGCUUCUGCUGCGGAUGAUGGGGGGCAAGGCCAGUUUGGCAGCAUCCUCAACAAAUGUAUCCUGCUGGCCCUGGUCAUCGCCCUCAGCAUGGGCUUUGGCCACUUCUAUGGCACAAUGCAGAUUCAGGAAAGGCAAAAGAAUGUGGAGAAAAUCAGAGUGAGCGAGCUCGAUGUUGUAAGGGAUCUGCUUGAGAGAAAACAAGGUUUUACAGAGAAGCUGGAUUUUGGAGAAGAUAGCCUGGAUGAACAACAGAUUAUUUCACUGCUUGCAGAGGUGAUUGAAACAAUGAAGGUGGAGAACCAGGAGCUCAACAAUAAAUGGGUACACAUCCAGGCCCAGAGAGAUGACCUGGAAAUGUUGUUGAAACAGGCGUCUGAGGAGAAAACCAACAUCCGGUCUGAGCAGCAGAGUCUGACAGCUGAGAACCAGCUGCUGAAAAGCUCUCUGGAACACGAGGAACAGUCUUUGGCUAUAUUACAGGAAGAGCUGAGAAAGCUGCGUUCUCAGAUCAGAGAUCUGGAGGCGAUGGGGGCUGGAGCCGACUCGCUGCUGUCAGAAAACCAGAGGCUGAAGGGCCAGCUUGAUGAGGACGAAGAGACAUUCAGAGACUUCCAAGUCCAGAGGGACGACCUGGUGGCUGAAGCUCAGAUGCUGCGUAGGAAGCUGGAAAAAGAAAAGAGGGUGACAGAAGAGCUUAGGAGAGAGCUGAAUCGACUGAGAACCCGCAUCCCCGAAACUGGAAAGGAGGGCUACAUAGAGACUGAAGAGCUGCAGUCACGGCUGACAGAGCUGGAGAAGAGGCUGAGCUUUGAGCAGCAGCGCUCCGACCUGUGGGAGAGGCUGUAUUUGGAAACUAAAGAGGAAAGAGCCAAAGGAGACCGAGAGCCCAAAGUGAAAAAACCCAAAGGGGGCAUGGCAGGAAAAGUCAAGGAGACGUUUGAUGCCGUGAAAAACUCCACCAAAGAGUUUGUUAGCCACCACAAAGAGCAAAUUAAGAAAGCCAAGGAGGCUGUGAAGGAGAACCUGAGGAAGUUUUCGGAUUCUGUCAAGUCCACUUUCCGACACUUCAAAGAUUCAGCCUCCACCUUCAUGGACAAAGCCCGAGGGUUUUACAACAACAGAUGCACCAAAAAGAACACAGGGGAGUCCUGCCAGCACAGACAGCACCACAGACACAAACCCGAGCCCUUCCAGAGCAACCACAACACACGCAAGUCAGGAGGGAAAGCUCAUGACCAUCAGGGACAGAGCGGCCGCAAAAGCAGCACCAGGGGAUGCGCCGGAGUGUUCGACUGUGCCUACAAGGAGUCCAUGAGCCUCUUCAAUGUAGCCGCAGAGCCAAUCCGAGCUGACGAGUUCUACCAGCUGCUGCAGAGCUACCUGCACCAGGAGGUCGACCACUUUGAGCACUGGAGCGAGCUGGAGAUGUUCAUCAAUAGCUUCUUCCACAACGGCGUCUUCAUCCACGACCAGAUGCUGUUCACAGACUUCGUCAGCGGGGUGGAGGACUACCUGACGGACAUGCACGAGUAUCACAUUCCUGGUGAUGAUGUGUUUGGAGACCUGGACGAUUACGUCUUCAGGCACUUCUUUGGAGAAACAUACUCAAAAAGUUACGGGCCGCGCUCCCAGGUAAGACCAAUGCUCUGCUUUGUGUUUCCACCACACAGCGGGCCGUUUGAAAGACCCGACGCAGACUCAAAGGAAGAGUCGAGGGCGAGGCAUCAACAGCGGAAGCAGCAGAGAGCCAGAUCACAACCACACAGCGAGCGCAAGUGGAGCAGGUCAGGAAGAGACGCAGACAGACCCAUGGCCGACGUCAAAAUAGAGCUUGGCCCGAUGCCGUUUGACCCCAAAUAUUGA
Messenger RNA from Menidia menidia (Atlantic silverside), 2535 nucleotides. NCBI's taxonomy places the organism in Eukaryota, Metazoa, Chordata, Actinopteri, Atheriniformes, Atherinopsidae. The record is from the annotation of a GenBank genome assembly.